Messenger RNA from Eremothecium cymbalariae DBVPG#7215, 1749 nucleotides. RefSeq names its product Vps45p (gene VPS45). Bases 1 to 1749 code for a protein of 582 amino acids. Gene Ontology annotation, biological process: intracellular protein transport; vesicle-mediated transport. Lineage: Eukaryota; Fungi; Ascomycota; Saccharomycetes; Saccharomycetales; Saccharomycetaceae. Gene Ontology annotation, cellular component: Golgi membrane. The record is from RefSeq and is a predicted model, not a curated record. The transcript has a single exon.
AUGAAUUUGUUUGAGGUAGCAGAUUUCUACCUUGGUAGGUUGGUUAACCCUCAAGUGCGUACGACAUUGAGUGUUGUAGAGCAGUCGCGUAUACGGGUGUUGUUGCUGGACAAGUCUACUACGCAGAUUAUAUCAAUGACUGCAACGCAGACAGAGUUGUUAAAUAAAGAAAUUUAUAUGAUUGAUACGAUUGAGAAUGAGGAUAGAGAUGUGAUGAGACAUUUAAGCUGUAUUUGCUAUGUAAAGCCUACACAAGAAACGAUAGAAUAUUUGUUGAAGGAGUUGCAAGAUCCGAAGUAUGGCAGGUAUCAGAUAUUCUUUAAUAAUACAGUUACCAAGACUCAGUUGGAGCGAUUAGCUGAAUGUGAUGAUUUUGAGGUGGUUACAAAAGUGGAAGAACUCUUUCAGGAUUACUACAUUGUUAAUGAAGAUCUUUAUUCGCUUAAUCUGCCUAUGUCCAAGCUGCUAUCAAACCCGGUUGUGUGGGAUCCAAGAGGUCUAGAUUCUGUUCGACGUGGUAUUGUAUCACUGCUGUUGUCAUUAAAGGUACAUCCUAGGAUUUACUACGAAUCUAGCAACAAAUUGUGCGGGAAGCUUGCAAAGGAAAUACAAUAUGAAAUAGACAAGAAUGUAAAAACAUUAUUUGAUUUCCCAAGAAUGGACGCUCCCCCCAUUUUGCUACUUCUUGACCGCUACAAUGAUGCAUUGACACCGUUGCUACAACCAUGGACAUAUCAAUCGAUGGUUCAUGAGUACAUUGGUAUUAAGGAUAAUCUUGUCGAUUUGGUGCAUGUUCCAGAUUUGGAAGAUAGUUUGAAGCAAGUAGUUUUGUCAUCUAAACAUGAUGUGUUCUUCCGUGAGACAAUGUAUCUAAACUUCGGAGAUCUAGGAGAUCGGGUAAAACAGUACGUUACACAAUACAAAACCAAAACAAAUACUAACGCCCAAAUAAAUACUAUUGAGGAUAUUAAAAGGUUUAUUGAGAAAUUCCCAGAGUUCAAGAAACUUUCCAGCAAUGUAUCGAAACAUAUGGCCAUAUUAAGCGAAUUAGACAGCCAACUACAGCUUAGAGAUAUUUGGCAAUUAAGUGAAUUGGAACAGAACCUGUCGGCCCAUGAUGAUAACAACAAUGACUACCAGGAAAUGCUCAAGUUGUUGCAAAGUCCAAACUUGAAAUCUUACUACAAGACGAAGUUGGCAUGUAUAUACGCAUUAAGGAAUACCAGCGAAACGCAGAAAACGCGGCAAGUUGAAAGCAUUCUGAGAGUUGCGUGUUCACCCCAGGAAGUGGCAAUUUUCCAUAAGUUUAAAGCCACCUGUGGCAUGUCUGCAGCUUCGAGUAAGAAGCCUCAAGAAAAUGAUUUGAUCAGUGGUUUGAGUAAGAAGUUUAACAAGAUAAGUCGGAACAACGCAGAAAAUGUAUAUAUGCAACAUACACCGGAGUUGGCCCGCUUAUUGGGUGAACUUUCGAAAAAUAAGUUACCGACCGAAAGAUUACGGAGCGUCGACCAUAAUGGGCCUCAUAACGUAUCACCAAUCCAAGAUGUCAUUAUAUUUAUGGUUGGUGGUGUAACGCUAGAUGAAGCUCGUGUGGUUCAUCAAUUUAAUGAAACAAUGAAGGCUCAGAACGGUAGCUUACGUGUGGUUUUGGGCGGUAAUGAUGUUCUUCGGACAGAAGAUUUCUUAAGGGAUUUUGAGGAUAUAUUUUGCACUUCAGGUAAAGACACAGAACUUUCAGACUUAUUAUAA